Messenger RNA from Penicillium psychrosexuale, 1914 nucleotides. Its product is annotated as putative C6 finger domain protein. The coding region runs from base 1 to 1914 and encodes 637 amino acids. The record is from RefSeq and is a predicted model, not a curated record. NCBI's taxonomy places the organism in Eukaryota, Fungi, Ascomycota, Eurotiomycetes, Eurotiales, Aspergillaceae. The transcript has a single exon.
AUGUCAUACUCUCCAGGGAGACUAGAGCGAGCCCAGCAGAUCUUUGAACAUAGCAUGAGCAAAUUCUGCAUGCUCCCACACCUCGCUGGGCCAUAUCACUUGCGAGAGCGUGCCCUCAAGCGUGCCGCUGUUGUUGGGUCAUGGCAUGACAAUGACAAAGAUAAAGACUACCAACCUUCCAGCAAGAGAACACCGACCAAGCGCAAGCUAUCUCUUUUCCAUGAGGAUUAUCACGACCCUCGAUCAGACAAGCGAGCCAGGAGCUUGUCUCCGAUUUCUAUAUUCCGUUCGAGAAUGAGCGCAGGCACGGAAAGUGAAUAUUAUGUCCCCCCUUGGACACCGUCUCAACACAGUGAGCCCGACAGCUGGGACAGAUACUGGACCGUGAAUCCCGAGACAGACACACCGAAUUCACAGUACGGCCUUCAAACCUACAAUGACGACGUGCUGCCAGAAUCACCACAAACGAAUGACACAACCGAGGUCGAGGCCGAGGCAUCGGAGUCGACUGGGGAUGUCCUGCCUCCUGAUAACGAACUUCCGCUGAGAGAGUGCGCUGCCUGCCAAGAGCUAGGCCUUGAAUGCUCGCUUAAAUCUAACCCCGAUCCGUUCGCCUAUCCUUGCACAAUAUGUGAAAUCGAUGAUGUCUUUUGCGUCGUGAGCCCCCCACCCAAAUGGAAGCAAACAUGCGAGUGUUGCAAAGGGCAGAACAAAGAGAUUUGUUCGUAUCACUACGCUGAUGAUGACCAUUCCCAACCUUGUCUCCCAUGCCGAAAUCAUGGGUUCGAAUGUGUUGCUGGACCAGCUAGACACGCACCUUUUGCACUCCUUGCCACAAGUGAACCAAGCGAGCCAAGCAGUUCUCCAGUUUAUUCUCCAGCACCCUCCAAGUCAACCGAUGGAACCCCAGAGCCCGAUGUUUCUGAGGUAUCCAAACUGAGUGAACAACUCAGUUCCCCAGCUAUCCAACCAAAGACCCAGAUUCCAGAGAUCAACUCCACAAAGGACAAUCCUUGGGAGACCUCCUCUCCCCCAUUCAGCAGCGCACAGCCCUCCGUUUCUGGGGGACCGAAGCCACAUGAGGUGAUUGUAAUCAUUGAUUCAGAUGAUGAAACACCGAACACCCCGAAGAGGCAGGACUCACCGAUCUAUAUCUCUGACUCCCUCGAGUCACCCACUCGCACCACACCCUCAAAUACCAUCGCUUCGCAGUACGUGAACACUCAUCGAAUCUGGACUGAACUUGCUCAUCCUGUGGUGUUUCUCGCAAAUGAACAGGACGAAGAUCCCCCUUGCCACUGGUGCAACAACUUUGCAUAUGGAAUCACUGGCCUCGGUCCUCGCAAUCCAGAGGUCUGCACAUUAGAUAACGGCACAAUUAUUGAGCUACAGGAUGGCCACAUUGCCGAAGGAAAAGAACAGAGCCGGAUGUGCGUCUUCUGUACAUGGAAUCGAUGCAAAAUCAUACAAUGCUCCCACGACACUCUCCAUCUACUACCUGUACCUUUGUCAACGAAAGACCAAAUGCGGACUGAUGCUGCAGCACUUCUAGAGGAAGCAAGUGAAGCUCUGACUGACCCCGAGACUGGCAAGGCUGGUCCUGUUUUCCGAACUUCCCCUUACCAAUGGUGCAGCCUGUGUCGGGAGCCCGCAUUCGGGUCUUGCCAGGCAGUUCAACCAGUCAAUGUCUACGCUGAGGUAGUAGACUGUGACGAAGAAUCCCGUGGGUGUGGAUUGAUGCUCUGUGACUGCUGUCUCGACCUUACCAUGCGAUUCAAAGGUGAUCUCAAUGCUGUUGUUGCAUGGGGUCGCAGUGACCCGUCUAACCCUAUACCCUACCGAGCUGAUGUGGAGUUCAUCCUCUCGGGAGCGGAGAACAACACCAUGUACAGGCUUUACAUGGAGGAGCGUUGA